Messenger RNA from Balearica regulorum gibbericeps (East African grey crowned-crane), 2406 nucleotides. NCBI's taxonomy places the organism in Eukaryota, Metazoa, Chordata, Aves, Gruiformes, Gruidae. The record is from RefSeq and is a predicted model, not a curated record.
AUGGAAGACCCAUGGGAUAGUUGCUUUGAAGUUGUUGUCGCAGAAAGGUCAGGUGCAGAGCAGCCAUCUGCAUCCUCAGAGAGAAGAGCAGUCGGAGAGGCCAAGAGCGAGGACCCAGCAGAGAAGCCGCUGCUCCCAGAAGCUACAGGCACCGUACAGCCAGAGGAGGGCUGCAGGCGGCCAUCUUCUCUGGAGCAGUCAAGUCCUGCACAGUGGGAAUUACCCAGCGAAGGACUAGGCAGUCGAGAAGUGAUCAGAAAUAAUGAGCAAGAUGUAUCUGAGCCAGAUGCCCCAUUCAGAGGAUCAUCUGAGAGUAUAUUUCCUGUUACCAAUGAGAAUUAUUCUGCUUUACCUGAAGUAAGAAGUUCAGAAAGGAAAGAACAAACAUGUCAAACCUCAGUACUAUCAGAGAACUCAGGAAGUGGGACAGUAACAGGAAGCAUGAUUGAGGAUGAUGAAGCUCUUAGGAGGACUAAGGCUAAAUUUGAUGAAACUAUCCAGUCUGAGAAGUUCUGUCCUGAUCAGGAACAUUCUCCUGGGAAAGCAGUUCAACAGGUUUACCACAUGCCUGAUGUCAUAACUGUCAGAGUACAAACAGAUCCUGAUUCAUUCCAAGAUGUAGUUGUAAAAAUUGAAAGACCUUCCUAUCAUAAACCAUUUCUGGGUGGAUUUAAGAACAGGAUAACAGGAGCGGAAUUUCAUAAUGCAGGAUCACAGACCAUACCCAAAAAAAGACCUGACAAAGGAAUUCAGUUAUUUUGUGGGGAAACACAGACUGUUUUUGAAAAAAAUAAGCCACAACAAACAAAAAAUACAACAUCAACACAGAUGACUAAAAUUGGCUUGUAUGUGUCAAAUGUGUCUGACAAACUACUAAGUCCUGGAAAGUAUCUCACAGCGGAAGAAUACCAUAAACGUAGACUUGAAGCAGUAAUAGUAUUACAGACAUACUUCCGUCGUUGGCUUGCUAUAAAUGUAGUACAAAACCUGAGGGAAGAAAAGAGGUUAAGGCUGGCAUGGGAGGCACAAGAAGAGUUGCGGAGAAAAAAAGAGAAAGAAGACAGACUGAGAAGGGAGCACGAACGCAGACUCAACGCUAAAACACAAGAAGACUUUGAGCUACUGUACCAUGAUUUAGAAUUAUGGAGGCAGGAGGAGACGGAACGCAUUAAUGGAACUCUUACUGGAGCUGAAAGAAAGGCAGCGUUUUGUGGACUUCUGGAACAAGAGGCACAGCUGAUUGCUUCAAUUGGGAGACACAAACUAAAUGCAGAUGAGGAGAAUCAACAAAAAGCAAUACUGCGCUUUCUGAAUAAGUGUGCCCAGCCUAAGAGAUGGAAAGCAUAUGAUGGAAAAAUCACUGAAAUGGAUACACAGCACACACUUCGUGCCAGAGAACUAUUUGAAAUCUACCGAAGCAUUAGCAUGAAUGACAUCCCAAAAGAUGAGAGAAUAGAUGUGCUGUUAACACUCAGACGUACAGUGAAGGAACAUGAAUGUAAAUUAACGUGGGAAAUAGUGGAAUUAAUUGACAGGGAAGUUGAUCUUAUGUCGAGAGAGGUGAAAGAAUGCAACUUAGAAGGACUGAGGAAAAGAAUUUGUACAUUAUUUCUUCAGUAUAUUAAAACUCCAAAGUUUAACCCUGAAGUUGCUAGGAUACUUAAGGUUCCACCAGAUCCCUUAAAGCUUUAUAAAAACGUUAACUUCUGUCAUAGUUGCGAAAAUUACUUACCAUCUACUGAAUUUCCUGUUCCUGCUAAUUCCCGCACCAUUGGCAGAUGUCGCUUGUGUUGCAAGCUUGAUAAUGAGGCUCGGCGUCGGGAAACGUUUUUGGAGUACAAACUUAUACUAGAAAAUCUCAGAAAGUCUGAAGCUGAUUAUCAGGAUGAUGCUAAGAUUGUUUUCUUAAUUCAGCACCAAGAUCUGCAGUACAUGAUUGAGAACAUAUGGGGCUGUCAGUCAGCUCUCAGUGCCUGCAGUGACCUCCACAAUUUGGUUAUGGUCAGAUGGGAUAAGCAGCAUGAGUGGUCUCCGUGGAACACUAUUCUCCUCACUAAAGAUGAGGCAGGUGCACACCUUAAGCUGUGUAACCUUCAGAAGGCUUAUAAAGCAGCAUUUAUUCAGAGAAUAAAAAAUAAGCAUAUCCGGGCAAAAAACUACUUUGCUCAGAUUCCACUGAUGACAUCAUUUUUGAAUAGGAGUGACAAUCAGGCUAAUGCAAAUGAAUUUUUAAUAGCUACGUCUAUUCCUACUGCUACAGAAACAUAACUCUUGGGCGAAAUUAACUGAAGUUAAAGAAGUUAACUGAAUUAUUGAUUAAUACAAUUGCUUGAUUUUAAAGAAAUGUACUUUUUCAUCAAUACUUUAAUUGUAUUACACAGAUCAAAAUAAACUUCUGAGGAUAAA